UCAAUUUCAUCUUCAAGUUCCAUGUAGCCAUUUUUUCUCCACUUCCAUCUGUACUGGGACUCAAAUCCUUCAUAACCUUUUCCAUUUUCUUUUUUUUUUCCCCCUUAUUCAUGGUUUUAAGCUUAGAAUAAAUAUUUUUUUUUACUGUUGCUUCAGGGGUGUCUUAAUUAAUUUAAUGUACUAGUACAGAAAUCUCUUUGAUGGCGCAAUUUAAGGGAAGACAAUAAAAGUGCGCCUUGCCUUUCAUUUUCCUUAUUAGCCACUUCCUCGUAUUCAAUAUUCUUCAGACUCCAUCACUUCUACUCUCUUAUUAUCUUUUCACUUCCCAAUUUGUUCAAAUCACCCAACAACUAUUCAUUGCUUAAUUAUAUCCUCCCUGUUUUCGGUGCUUUUCGACUUCAGCCGUUGUUGUUGUUUCCUUAAUUUCUUGAUCGAUCGUGGAAAUAUUAUUAGCGAGAUGCUUACGUGCAUAGCUCGUUCGAAGCAACCGACCGAUGAUUCGCUUGAUCAACCUGACAAAUACAAUCCAAAUACUGCUCCCUCCAAUAAACAAUCCGUUAAAACACUCACUUCUCAGAUCAAGGACAUGGCAUUGAAAGCAUCUGGAGCAUACAAGCAAUGUGGUCCGUGUGCGACUCAGCCGACGACUCUGCGUAAGAACGGAAGCCAGAACGACUCCGACUCUGCCUCAUUAGAUAAAUUCCGGUGGUCUUACAAGAGAACAGGGAGUUCGAGUUCAAGCUCGACGGCUGGAAGGAAGGAGCUGGAGGCGAGGCUAAAGGGGAUAUCGAGCGGGGAAGUUACGCCGGUAUCGGCGUCUGCGAGUGGACGCCGAGUUGAACCGGUAGUCUUCGUUGAAGAAAGCGAGCCGAAAGAGUGGGUGGCUCAGGUCGAACCGGGCGUUCUCAUCACUUUCGUUUCUUUACCACGUGGCGGCAAUGAUCUCAAGCGGAUUCGAUUCAGUCGAGAAAUGUUUAAUAAGUACCAAGCUCAAAGGUGGUGGUCAGAGAAUUGGGAGAAGGUAAUGGAGCUUUAUAAUGUCCAAAGGUUGAAUCGCCAAGCUUUUCCCCUGCCAACACCACCAAGAUCUGAAGACGAGAAUUCAAAAAUCGAAUCGAUUGAAGACAGUCCUGUGACACCCCCACUCACUAAAGAACGACUACCCCGUACUUUGUUCCGUCCAAUGUAUUCAUCAUCUGAUUCUCUUGAACUACACUCGACCCAUUCUCGCUAUAAUUAUGACUCUUGCGGUGUCUCCUCAACCCCAAAACUCUCAAGCAUCAGUGGAACAAAGACGGAAAUGUCGUCAAUGGAUGCCUCUAUGAGGACUAGCACAUCAAGAGAUGCAGAUCGCUCUGGAGAGCUAUCCAUCAGCAAUGCCAGUGAUCUCGAAACAGAAUGGGUUGAGCAAGAUGAGCCUGGGGUUUACAUCACUGUACGAGGGCUACCAGAUGGUAGAAGAGAACUCAAACGUGUCAGAUUCAGCCGAGAAAAAUUUGGAGAAGUGCAUGCCAGGUUAUGGUGGGAAGAAAAUCGUGCUAGGAUACACAAACAAUACCUGGGAUGAGAGCUCUUAUUGCAAAUAUUGCUACAUUUGCUGUUGAUAGCCAAUUGACGAGAUGUUGCCUACUUGGGUGUUGCACUUCUUUGGCAAUACUCAUAGUAUUCAUUAUAUAUAUGUGGAGCCAGAGAUUAGUAUAGGAGAGGCAAUAUACAAAGAAGAAUCCAAGCUUUGUUACCUUUGCAGAACAACCACCUAGGUUGUUGACAUGUUCUUCUUCU
This is a messenger RNA of Capsicum annuum, 1782 nucleotides long. Its product is annotated as protein Brevis radix-like 4. The record is from RefSeq and is a predicted model, not a curated record. NCBI's taxonomy places the organism in Eukaryota, Viridiplantae, Streptophyta, Magnoliopsida, Solanales, Solanaceae. Bases 458 to 1567 code for a protein of 369 amino acids. The transcript is spliced from 5 exons.